This is a messenger RNA of Sorghum bicolor (sorghum), 1414 nucleotides long. RefSeq lists its product as uncharacterized. The transcript is spliced from 2 exons. The coding region runs from base 160 to 1188 and encodes 342 amino acids. Gene Ontology annotation, cellular component: endoplasmic reticulum. Lineage: Eukaryota; Viridiplantae; Streptophyta; Magnoliopsida; Poales; Poaceae. The record is from RefSeq and is a predicted model, not a curated record.
ACACAACAAAGCAAAGCAUCGUAUUAUAUUACUCUUAUUUUAUACCCGUAAACCAAAUUCGUUUCAUUUGGUCAACAAAGCAAGGAAGCCCCUCUCUCUGCCUCGCACACACCGGGCACCACCGGGCCCGGGUCGUCUCCUGCCCCGGCAUCACACGCCAUGUGCGGUGGGUGCUGCCGCCGCCAGCGCGGGCCCGACGGGACGCCCGUCGUAGGCCGGCGCCGGGGGUGCGGGACCGUGCUCGCCGUGCUGGCCCUGGCGGUGGCCGCGGCGGUCGCGUUCCUGGAGAGCACGGCCGGCGGGGUCUCGUACGCGGGGGACGGGUGGCUGCACGAGUGCGCCAAGUGGGACGCCGACGGCGGCCGGUUCCUGGCGUCCACCUUCUUCGGCGGCGGCGUGGCGGAGGUGCGCGCCGGCGCCGGCGCCGCCGCCGGCGAGGCCGAGGAGCGUGUGGUCGUGGCGGACCCCGACGCGGCCGGCCGCGUCGCGCUGGGGCUCGCGAUCGACGCGCCCAGGCGGCGCCUGCUCCUGGUCUACGCCGACCGACCGCUGCGCUUCGGCUACGCCGCGCUGGGCGCCUACGACCUCGGAUCGUGGCGCCGCCUCUUCCUCACACGCCUCGACGUACCAGGUGAAUCUACAUUCCCCGACGAUGUCGCCGCCGACGAGGACGGCAACGCCUACGUGACCGACGCCAAGGGAAGCAAGAUCUGGAAGGUCAGCCCGGACGGCGUGCUGCUCGGCGUCAUCAAGAACGCCAGGUUCACGCAGCGACCGGGGCUGCGGCACAACUUGGUCGGCCUCAACGGCAUCAUAUACCACCCUAACGGCUACCUUCUCGUCGUCCACACCUCCGGCGGCGACCUCUUCAAGGUCGACCCAAAAACAGAGACCGUGCGCGUCGUCAAGGUGCAGGGGUCGCUGAGGCAAGGGGACGGGCUUGAGCUGCUCUCGCCGACGAGGCUGGUCGUCGCCGGCAUGCCGAGUCGGCUGGUGGAGAGCUCCGACGACUGGGAGACCGCGACCGUCACCGGGAAGUACGUCGGGCCGAUCCACCGGAUCGGGUCGUCGGCCACGGUGAAGGACGGGGACGUGUACAUCAACCACAUUAUCGGGUUCGGGCUCGGCAAGAAGAAGACGCACGUCCUUGCAAGGGCGGUGUUCUCGCCGUUGGCCGCAGCGAGUUGACGGCCGCCGUGGGAUCAGCAGUCGUUUUUUUGCUUAAGCGGCAGUUCAUAGACACAGACUAUAUAUACUUCAGUGUGAUACAGAUGCUCAUACUUGUUUCUACAAUUGACACGUUCCUUAAAGCUGCACGAUUGUUCUCUGUUUGCUGCAUGCAAAACAUGUACAUGAAUCCUUUCUUGGGUCAAUUCAAUUCUGAAUUAGGCUCUGUUUAGUUCCCCACCUAAAA